This is a messenger RNA of Salvia splendens (bonfire salvia), 1732 nucleotides long. Its product is annotated as nuclear transport factor 2. The transcript has 8 exons. Gene Ontology annotation, molecular function: mRNA binding. Gene Ontology annotation, cellular component: ribonucleoprotein complex; cytosol. The record is from RefSeq and is a predicted model, not a curated record. Lineage: Eukaryota; Viridiplantae; Streptophyta; Magnoliopsida; Lamiales; Lamiaceae. The coding region runs from base 184 to 1482 and encodes 432 amino acids.
UCCUUUUUUGUAUUAUUAUUCAAAGAAUUAAAUCUCCCAUACACUACAGAGCUACAGUGUGUUUUCGUCGCCAAUUCUCACUUCUCUCUCCAUUCGGCUGCAAUCUCCUUCUCUCCUUACCCAUUUUUUCCGCAUUCCUGUCUGUCUCCACUCUACUUCCAAAUCAAGUUCUUUUACUCAGGAAUGGCCACACAAAGUGAGAAUUGGCCACCAGCUCGGAGUGCUGAAAAUAUUGGAAAUGCUUUUGCUGAGCAGUAUUACCAAUUUCUACUUCAUUCACCUGAGCAGGUUUACCGAUUUUACGGAGAUACAAGUAUUUUGAGUCGACCGGAUCUUAAUGGUCGCAUGAGAACUGUGACAACCAAGAACCGCAUAAAUGACGAGAUAUGUAACUUGGACUACAAGAACUACAAGGCAGAGAUUAAAUCUGCUGAUUCUCAGAAUUCUUUUAAGAAGGGUGUCAUGGUCCUUGUGACUGGCUGCUUGAUUGGAAAGGACGACAUGGAAAGGAAGUUUGUGCAAACAUUUUUCCUUGCUCCUCAAGAAACAGGAUACUAUGUUUUAAACGAUGUUCUCAGGUAUGUGGAGGAGAUUACAUCAGAUGGUCUAUCAGAGGUGGCUACUGUAACUGACGACACCCCAUCAAGUGCUUUGACACAAGAUCCAGAACCUGCACAGGUGAUUGAUCCCCCCAAAGAAGAAAAUAUAACUUAUGCAGCGGGAAUUAAGAUUGCUGAGGAGAAAGAGAAUGACCAAGUGAUUGAAGAGAGAGCAGCUAGUCACCCUAGAGAAAUUGUGGUGGCAGCUGAAUCCCUAGAGGAUUCUCCAAAUAGGUCAUAUGCUUCAAUAGCUACUGCACAAACAAAGAAGGGACCUACCAAAGUUUAUGUUCCUCCUACAGCAAGAGUAGCUUCUACAAAAACUGAAAAGCAAUCAGUUAUUCCUGUUGCUGAGGCUUCAGUUUCUGAAGCAUGUGCAACUGUUAAUGCCCCAGAAAUCGAUUAUGCACAGGAUGAAGUUGAAGGUCAUUCUAUAUAUAUCCGGGAUUUGCCUCUAGAUGUAACUGUUGCUCAGCUUGAAGCUGAAUUUGCAAAAUUUGGACCUAUUAAGCAGAAUGGGGUCCAUGUCUGCAGUAAAGAGCUACAAGGAUUCUGUUUUGGCUUUAUUGAUUUUCAAGAGUUCAGCUCCGUGCAAAGUGCAAUCAAGGCUUCUCCUAUAACCAUCGGGUACCUUAAAGCUACUGUGGAGAUAAGUAGAACCACAGCUCGAGUUGGCAGCGGAAGGGGCCGUUUUAGCUCUCCAAGGGGAGGGUUUCGUAAUGAAAACUUUAGGGGUCGUGGAAACUUCAGUGGUGGCCGGACCUAUAUGAGGAGUGGCAGUAUCAGGGGUCGAGGAAAUUUCAGCAGUGGGUGGGGUGGAGAAGGCUAUCACCAACAGGGAAGAGGACGGGGCAGCCCUCGUCCCAAUCCAAACCAGAUGUAACUUCGACAUAGAUUGAAUGUGUGAUGUAUGUGGUGGCAAUUUUGAUAGAUUCUGUUACCUGAAUCACAUGUUGGUAGUCGUUUGACUCAUGCAUGUUAAUCAUAGUCAAUUUUCUUCCUUGAUUUGGUUGACUUCUAGUACAGUAAUUAGUCAGUCAAUUCUUUCUAACUGAUUUUUGUGUAGAAACGAAUUCUGAUAUCACGACGUAUUUCUGCGAAUCUAUGACAUCUUUACAUCGUUCUGUUUCCUA